ACACGCAAAUGCCAAGCCGCCAUCUUUUUCCCAAAGUUGUUUACAUUUUGCAGCAAUAUCAGAUUUAUUUCGCUUGGUAUAUUUCCACUUUUACGUGGUUUUUUAAUGAAUUAACCAUGGAAACGAUUACCCAAGACUUAGCAGAUGAAUCUAAACAGGAUACGGCCAUUAAAUACUUGUGUCGAUGUUGUUUAUCAACAAAGAAUCGAAUGUGUGAUGUUUUCGCCUACACUUCGCAUUUUAGAGAUUUGGCCGGCAUUAACAUAUCAGAUUCGGAUGGGCUGCCUCGGUGGCUGUGUGCUGAAUGCUGCGCACUGCUGGAUAAGGCUGUCCGGUUCAGGAACAAGCUGGUCCGGGCUCACGUUAUGCUGUAUGAGUACUCAACCAGAUGUGCUCCGUUUCCAAUAGAUGCUCAAGACCCGGAGCUGGCCAAAUACCAGACUCCGCAGCUGAGCGCCACCUCCACCCUCACCGUUGAUACCUCCGGGCGCGGACGCAAUGGCUUCCAUAAGGUUCUGGAGCACAAAAAGCAGUUCAUAAUCUCCGACCUGAACACUGUACCAGUUUGCGACGCCCCCGCGCCCCCCCUCCCUUUGUCAAACUACCCCCUACUGGGUAUACCAGAAGUACCUAAUGAUUUGGGGGCUGUGAAUAAAUUUGACUAUGAGAUAGUCAAAGAGGAACAAGGCAUGUCUGAUUUUGACGAUGACAUACCUUUGGAUGAGUAUAGAUCAAACAUAGACAAGGUGAUAGCUGAUGAUUUAUCAAAUUUACUAAAAGAUACAGAAGCCAUGGUCAAGACAGAGGAAGGAGAGAAAAAGAAAAGAAAGAAAAAGAAGGAUGACAAAAGUAAAAAGAAAAAGAGUAAAAUUAGAACCGAUGAAGAACUCGACAUCAAACCCACCCUAGAAAACCAAGAAGAAAAGCCGACCAUAAGAAAAUCAAUAGAAAUCGACCCGUUGAAGAUCAAAAUCAUUCAACUUAACCCUCAAGAGCAGAUUAAACAGAGAGAGGAAGAAAGCAAAAUGGAGGGUUAUUUGAAAUUGCCAUUUAAAUGUAGUCUGUGUUUCAAGGGAUUUAACUAUGAGAAUAAGUUGAUGAACCAUAUGCAGAAACAUAGUCCGUCCCGCGGCAAAUUUGAGUGCAAGCUGUGUCACAUGUACUUACCCACGCCAUAUUCCUUCAACGUGCAUUCACUGAUACACACACGGAGAUACGAGUGUUUGAAAUGCGGCCGCCGCAUGAUCGACCGAGCUUCCAUAGUCGAGCACUACCGAAGCACCCACGACGGCGUAGUCACCACCUACACGUGCCAGCUGUGCGGCAAGGUGUCCGGAAACAACAAGACGCACCGUGGCCACAUGCGCAACCACCACUCGGGCGCGCGCCCCGCGUGCCGCGCCUGCGGCAAGACCUUCGUCAACCAGGACUCGCUCAGGGACCACCAGCUAAUCCACGAAGGAGUAAAGAACUACUCGUGCCCGCUGUGCCCGCAAAAGUUCCGAACCCGGACUCAGGCGAAGCACCACCAGCUGAAGCACAGCGAUGUGAAGGAGUUCUACUGCGUGGAGUGUGAUGUUAGAUUCAAGUCUGCGCACAACCUGCGCAUGCAUCUGACGAAGAGCCUCAAACACAAGGACUUCACUAGCUUCAAAUACGGCUGCUCGCACUGCCCAAAGCGCUUCGAGUCGGAGCCACUACUCCGAAGACACUCGCUGGUGCAACACUGCCAGGUUUGUCAUGUGCGUCCCUACGAAUGUUCCGAGUGCGGCGCGCGGCUCGCGAGCAGAGCGUCUCUGUUAAAGCACUCUCGAGCUCACCGGGCGGCGCCGCAGCAGCCCAGCCACGUGUGCAGCGCCUGCGGGAAGGCUUUUAGGGCUAAGAGCGUCCUCCAGAACCACAUCCGCACCCACACCGGAGAGAAGCCGUACCCGUGCCGCGUGUGCGGGCGCCGGUUCGCACAGCGGACGGCUGCUAGUACGCAUUUGAAGCUCGUUCACUUGAAGAUUAAGAGGGGGGAUAAGAUAGCUCCAAACGCGCUAGCCAUAGCAAUCAACGACCUCAAACCCCGAGACUACAACCCCGACAUGCCGGCCAUAGAGGAGGACAAAACCAAGAUGGCGGCCAAACAGGAAGUGACGACGGAAGACCCUGUUGCGUACGAACCGUGGCGGCAGCAGCCUUGUGAUAUGUUUUUGAGGCUAGAGUAG
Plutella xylostella (diamondback moth) is the source of this 2210-nucleotide messenger RNA. NCBI's taxonomy places the organism in Eukaryota, Metazoa, Arthropoda, Insecta, Lepidoptera, Plutellidae. The record is from RefSeq and is a predicted model, not a curated record.